This is a messenger RNA of Leptinotarsa decemlineata (Colorado potato beetle), 910 nucleotides long. RefSeq names its product peroxiredoxin. Gene Ontology annotation, biological process: cellular response to stress; hydrogen peroxide catabolic process; response to oxidative stress. Gene Ontology annotation, molecular function: thioredoxin peroxidase activity. Gene Ontology annotation, cellular component: cytosol; mitochondrion. The record is from RefSeq and is a predicted model, not a curated record. Lineage: Eukaryota; Metazoa; Arthropoda; Insecta; Coleoptera; Chrysomelidae.
ACAAGUGACAGUGACAUGACCGGUGGCCUGACCUUUCAAACUGUUUGAACUUCAGUAAAGUUAAAAGUCAUUUUUUCUGAUUUUAAAAUCUUCCUGUUCAUUUCGGUUAUUCCCCAAUGGCUGGAUUAUUCAAUAACUUUAUUCGUAGGGUGCCACAAUUACUGAAGUCUACUGUACCGACUGCCAAACACAUAACCCAAAGAAACUUGAUUUUAUCAUCUUCACUUUUGGCACCAAAGGUUCAACAACCAGCACCUGACUUUAGUGGAACAGCCGUAAUCAAUGAUGAUUUUAAGAACAUCAAGUUGAGUGAUUACAAAGGGAAAUAUGUGGUGCUGUUCUUCUAUCCUCUUGACUUCACAUUUGUUUGUCCUACGGAACUCAUAGCAUUAGAUGAAAGAAUUGAAGACUUCAAAGCAUUGAAUGCCGAAGUGAUUGGGUGCUCAAUUGAUUCCCAUUUCUCGCAUUUAGGAUGGAUGAAUACUAAAAGAUCAGAAGGCGGUCUGGGAAAACUUAGAUUUCCUUUACUCUCAGAUAUCAACAAAAACAUUGCCAGGACUUACGAUGUUUUGUUAGAAUCCGAUGGUGUUGCUCUCCGGGGGAUGUUUAUCAUUGAUCCAAAUGGUAUUCUCCGUCACAUCACUGUCAACGAUCUACCUAUCGGACGAUCAGUUGAUGAAACCCUCAGGAUAAUUGAGGCUAUACGAUUUGUGGAAGAACAUGGAGAAGUAUGUCCUGCUAAUUGGAAGAAGGGUGGGAAAACUAUCAAACCUGAUCCAAAGGGAUCCCAAGAUUACUUCAAAUCAACUCAUUCCUAAAGAAGAUAUGAUCUUGUGGUUAUUUUAAGAUUAUUUUGCUUGUUGAAAAAUUUUUGUUAUGUAAUAUUAAUUAAAUCAAUGCUUUAUUUCUA